Messenger RNA from Triticum turgidum subsp. durum (durum wheat), 684 nucleotides. The record is from the annotation of a GenBank genome assembly. Lineage: Eukaryota; Viridiplantae; Streptophyta; Magnoliopsida; Poales; Poaceae.
AUGUCCGGGGCCGGGGAGUACCAGGAGAUGGCCGCGUCGGUGCCGCCGGCGCUCAAGGCCAUCACGCUCACCCACGUCCGCUACCACCGGGGCGACAGGGUUGGCCUCUUCCUCGCGUGGGUCUCCCUAAUCCCCGUCUUCAUCAGCCUCGGCGGCUUCAUCUCCCACUUCAUGUUCCGCCGCGAGCUGCAGGGCAUCUGCUUCGCCUUGGGGCUCCUCGUCUCGCAGGUCCUCAACGAGCUCAUCAAGCACUCCGUCGCGCAGUCCCGCCCGGCCUCGUGCGAGCUGCUCGAGACCUGCGACUCCCACGGGUGGCCGUCCAGCCACGCGCAGUACACCUUCUUCUUCGCCACCUACCUCUCGCUCUUCGUGCUCCGGCGGUCGCCGGCGAGCCGCGUCAUGGCCGCCUUCUCAUGGCCUCUCGCGUUCCUCACCAUGCUCUCCAGGGUGUAUCUCGGCUACCACACCGUCCCGCAGGUUUUCGCGGGAGCAGUAGUCGGCCUUGUAUUUGGUGCUAUCUGGUACUGGUUCGCCAACACCAUUCUUGCUCAAUACUUCCCAAUGAUUGAGGAGAGCGCAAUUGGGAGGUGGUUUUAUAUCAAGGAUACUUCACAUAUUCAAGAUGUGCUCAAGUUUGAGUAUGAUAAUGCAAGGGCAGCAAGGAAGAAAGUUGCUACUGAUUGA